Trichosporon asahii var. asahii CBS 2479 is the source of this 1962-nucleotide messenger RNA. RefSeq lists its product as uncharacterized. Bases 1 to 1962 code for a protein of 653 amino acids. The record is from RefSeq and is a predicted model, not a curated record. Gene Ontology annotation, biological process: lipid homeostasis; mitochondrion organization. The transcript has 3 exons. Lineage: Eukaryota; Fungi; Basidiomycota; Tremellomycetes; Trichosporonales; Trichosporonaceae. Gene Ontology annotation, cellular component: mitochondrial inner membrane.
AUGUCCUAUCGACUAGCUGCGAGAAGUGCUACUCGGCUACGGCCCAGCACUCUUGUCACCGGACAGGCCGCAAGGCUUCCUCGAGUUUGCGCUGCUCUUCAUCCGCCUCCGCGUACAGUCACGCGACCGCCGCGCCUGCAGCCUGCAUCCUUUGCUCGGUCCAAGUCUUCCUCCGCAACGUCGCACGAGCAGCAAAAUGAAUCAAGCUCAAAGUCCCCCCGGACCAAGCGCCUGGCCAAGUUGCUUGCGGUACUCAUCGCGUUGAUCGCCCUUUACAACUAUUAUCCGCCGUUUCGGCACUCGACACUGGCCAUUGUGCGAUGCUCGCGGUUGAUGUCGGCCGUUCUUCAAGACGUCUGGGACUACAAGAGGACGUUCGCGAAAGAGUCAAAGCUCUGCGACAAUGAAGGCAACCCUCUGGAUGGCAACAAGGACAUCAUUCGGCAAGCUCGUAAGGCAUGCCACACGCGUUCCGCUGAACGUAUACUGAAAGCCCUCAAGAAGAACUCUGGGAUCUACGUCAAGAUCGGACAGCAUGUGGCCGCCGUCCAGGUACUUCCCAAGGAGUGGACGUCUACCCUCACCCCUUUGCAAGAUCAGUGCACUCCUACGCCUGUCGAAGACAUCGAUGCCAUGCUGCGAACCGACUUGGGGCUGGGUAUUGACGACCUGUUCAUCGACUUUGACCCGACGCCGAUUGGGGUCGCCUCGCUGGCCCAAGUUCAUCGCGCCGUAGAUCGGAAGACUGGGCAACCUGUAGCCGUCAAGGUUCAACACGCAGACCUGCAAGAGUUCGCUCAGGUCGAUCUUGCGACUGUCAACUUUGCCAUCAGCUUUGUCAAGUUGGUUUUUCCCGAGUUCGAAUUUGGAUGGCUGGGUGAGGAAAUGAACGAGAUGCUUCCGCAAGAGACCAACUUCCGACACGAAGCGGCCAACUCGCUGCACUGCCGUCGCAAUUUCGAACCGUUGAGUGGAAAGACGAGCCUGUACUUGCCAAAGGUGCUUUGGGCCGAACGCCGUUGUUUGGUCAUGGAAUUCAUCAAUGGUGCUCGCAUCGAUGAUCUCGCGUAUCUGAAGAAGCACCACAUUGAUCGCAACCAGGUCAGUCAAGAGCUGUCGCGCAUCUUUUCAAAGAUGGUCUAUCUCGAUGGCUUUUUCCAUGCCGACCCCCACCACGGCAAUCUGCUCGUUCGGCCGAAAGCAAAGGACUCGACGUCUCCCUUCAACUUUGAUGUGUGUCUCCUCGAUCACGGCCAAUACUUUGAUAUCCCACCGGAUCUUCGGGUAAACUAUGCCAGAUUUUGGCUUUCAUUAAUGACGCCCAACUCGGAGGAGACGUCGAAGCAGCGUAAAAAGUACGCGCGACUGGUUGGAAACAUUGACGAUGACAUGGUAAGCGACGUCCGUAACUCGACUGACCAGCAGUAUCCGUUCCUGGAGAGCGCCAUCACCGGACGUGUCAGCAUGGAAGAAGGCCACCACCGAGGUGAAGACGGACAGGGGCCACGAUCUCUAUUAGAGGGUGCAGAGUCUGGGAGCAAGGAGGUCGCAAAGCUUCGUGCGGCAGCCAUGGAUACGGAGGGGUUGUUGGCCGGAAUCUUUCAGAUGCUCAGAACGGUACCGCGCUUUCUGACCUCCAACGGUCUUUGGACAUCAGUUUGGCAACAACACAUGGACCCAAUCGAAUCUACCUCAUCGUCGGACAAUACUGUGCCCAAGCAAUCGGACUGCGAGCAUCUUUACAAGGAGCUUUGUGAAGACGGCUUCUCGUUCGGGCUCCUGAGGUCGGCUCUCAAAGUUCUCUUCGAUUUUGCUUAUUAUCGUACCAUGUUUGGGGCUGCCGAAUUGGGCAUGGAUGUCGCAGCGCGCGUGAAGAAGACGGAACUUUGGUUCCACGGACUCGUGGAGGGCGGUCUGAAGGGUGCUUCCAAUGAGGCUGCGGGCUUGGGUGCAGGCGCAUGA